Molecule: messenger RNA, 1506 nt
Organism: Armigeres subalbatus
Lineage: Eukaryota; Metazoa; Arthropoda; Insecta; Diptera; Culicidae
Product: zinc finger protein 501-like
Exons: 6
Coding region: 216-1409 (397 amino acids)
Biological process (GO): regulation of transcription by RNA polymerase II
Cellular component (GO): nucleoplasm; nucleus
Molecular function (GO): RNA polymerase II cis-regulatory region sequence-specific DNA binding; DNA-binding transcription repressor activity, RNA polymerase II-specific; zinc ion binding
Source: RefSeq, a predicted model, not a curated record
GGUGCCGAUCAGAAAUUCUAGGAACUUUUUUCAAAUAGGCGUAACUGUGUUUGACCUUGAAAUUUAAAAUGGCCAAUACUCUCUCAAUUCAGCAUAUUUCGUUCAGCUAACGCAGAUAAGUCGUUUUGAAAAUUUUGUCUUGAAAUAGCCUGGACUCCUAUAUAGGAAGAAAAAUAAAAUUGUUUUAGAUAAGAAACUUCAUCUACAAAAGGUCAAUGGAAGUGGAACGGCUAUGUAGAUUGUGCCUGCAAGAGGGCCCUGAUAAUGUGUAUUCCCGCAAUAUUGAAAGAGGAAAUGCGGAAGAAUCUUCAGAGACCAGCAUUGAACAACUUGUUCUGCAGUAUUUGCCAAUUCAGAUUUUUAAAACCGAAGAUUGUUCAUACCCAUACAUUUGCAUAGUAUGUAAAAAUCAGAUAAAGCAAUGGCAUCGGUUCUACAUAACAUGCGUCAAUAAUAACGAAAUCUAUCAACUACGAAUUUUGGAAUUAUUUGGCGGAACACAUGAUGCCCAACCAGAAGUAUCGUUUACCUUGAAAGAAGAAUCCACAGACAAUAUCUGUAAAAGUUGGAAUCUAGAUCAAACACUGAAGUUUGAAACGGUUGAAGUUAGAACGCUCCCCAUCAAUGAAUUAUCAUACACCGAACCGGAGGAACCUCCAAAGAGAAAGCGUGGUCGACCAAGAUUGAACACGAGUGAGAAAAAAACGGAAUUAUCGACAACCAAAAAGCGUGGCCCACCCACUUUGAAAUUAAAGAAGAAAAAAUUGUCACCUUCCUCGGACAAAAAGCGUGGAAGGCCAAAAAUUAAUCAUGAGCCGAAGAAGUACAAACCCCGCCCUAAGAUGUGUCCCAUUUGUGGAAAGUUCUUCACGGUGUUACGCGAGCAUAUUCGAAAUCACAACAAUGAUCGCAAGUAUCAGUGCUCGUACUGUGCGAAAACGUUCAUUGGAAGGAGCAAUUUUUUCACCCACGUGAACAUCCACACACGGACCAAGUGGUACAAAUGUAAACUCUGCGACAAGCAGUACAUCUAUGUGAAAAGUUUGAAACAGCACAUGGCAAUCCACACCGGGGAACGGAAAUACAUCUGUACGAUAUGCAACAAAUCGUACCGUCAAAUGACAUCGCUGGCCCGCCACAAGCGAAACCACUUCGAGGAACCGCAGAUUAAAUGUUCUGAGUGUGAUCACUUGUUCUACACCAAUGGUGAGCUGAACAAGCAUUUUAAGAAACAUUUACCGGAUAGGCCGUUUGCUUGCGAAAUUUGCGGCCGUGCUUUCUAUCGGAAGUGCAACCUGCGAACGCAUAUGAAGAUACACCUACCGAAGACAAAAAGUGGACCAAAAGCGGACAAAAAGUCACCUGAUGGUGCGGUCAGCGAUGAAGAAAUUACGGAUUACGAUACAUAAUUUGAUGAUCGCUCAUGUAUGUGGAAUUUCAUUUCUUGAGUUGUGAAUAAAAGAAAACAAAAAAAAAACGUUCCAUAUAAUGGUAUACCCAAACAAA